AAGUUUGGGAUUAUUUAAAUCUACUAUCCCAAUUUGUAUCUAUUGAGUUGAUUAGUAGUAUUGUAGAAAGUAAUCAAAGUUAUGGUAUUCAAGCAUUCCACGAACACCAACUAUAUUCGAUAGUGAGUUCAAACCCAAAUCAAUCAUGGAAGCUGACGGAAUCUUGUCUUGUUUCCACAAUAUUAGCAACGAUCCAGUCAACCCGUCGUAUAUUCAUUUCCUCCACAACAAUGGCAAACACCAGACCAUAACUUCACUUCACUUCACUUGUAUCUAUGUAGGGGCCCCUUUCUCUCUCUCAUCAUCAAUCAUCUCCCUUACCGACACUAAUUUCAACCAAUUCUAGGGUUUAUUUCAUUCAUACAUCAAUUUCCUGUUCGAUUAACCUCUACGGAGUAAAUCACCAUAAAGCUUCUUUAAGAUGAUCAUCUUUUUGCAUAGUAUUUGAAGUGGAUAUUGAAAUAGUUCAGCAUCCGGAUUUCUUUUUUUGGUACGGAUUCUGCGAGUGUUAGGUGAUGGCAGAUGAAGUAGUCGGAGACUCGAAAUGGACUAGAGGGCAGGAUAGGGCGUUUGAGGAUGCGCUGGUUGCGUAUUAUAAAGAGGAUUCUGAGGAUUGUUGGGAGAAGAUUGCGACCGAUGUUGCAGGGAAGUCGGUGGAAGAAGUUAAACAUCAUUAUGAGUUGUUAGUUGAUGACCUGGACCGUAUUGAGUCGGGGAUCGUACCUUUGCCUAGUUAUAGUACGUCUUCUGAUGACUCAGCAAGCCAUGGAGGUGAUGAUGGAACUAGUAAAAAAGGUGGUGAAUCUGUUCAUGGAGGUAAGUCGUCAAAAGCAGAUCAAGAACGGCGGAAAGGUGUUGCUUGGUCAGAAGAUGAACAUAGGUUAUUCCUUCUCGGUUUGGAAAAAUACGGUAAAGGCGAUUGGCGAAGUAUAUCCAGGAACUUUGUUGUGACAAGAACGCCAACUCAAGUUGCAAGUCACGCUCAGAAGUAUUUCAUUCGUUUAAAUUCAAUGAACAGAGACAGAAGGCGAUCAAGCAUUCACGACAUAACAAGUGUCAACAACGGUGACACAUCAGCACCUCAAGCUGCAAUCACGGGUCAAACAAGCACUUCUCCUGCAGGUAAUUCAGGCAACCAAAAUCUUCAAGUCAGCUUCGUUGGAGGAACAACCGUAGGGCAACCAGUAGGACUACCACUAGUUUCAGCAGUAGGUACACCUGUAAUUCUUCCACCACCAGCACACAUUGCAUAUGGUAUCAGAGCACCAGGCCAAGUGGUCCCCGGUGCCCCGAUGAACAUGGGUCCCACAUCAUCCCGUAGGUGAACUUGCAAGGAUAAUCCCUAGUGGAUGAUGCAAAACGUUGCUGCUUUUACAUUGUUCUAAAAGCGCGCUUGUGCACAUUUGAAGCUGGAAUCCUGUGAACCCGCGUGCAGAUGAGUGUAUGCACUGGUGUGUGAUUCUGUAAACAGUUUAUGCAUGUACUAUGACUGAGAUCGAUAAUUGUUCUCACUUGUACAAAGCAUUAUGCUGACAUCAUAUGUUUAUUUACAUGAAAUUAGGAUCUAAUUAAGUCUAUUUAGGUCCAUAAUGUUGUUUCCACUUGCAUUAAAAUAAUUUUCUGUGUUUUCUCUC
Molecule: messenger RNA, 1634 nt
Organism: Helianthus annuus (common sunflower)
Lineage: Eukaryota; Viridiplantae; Streptophyta; Magnoliopsida; Asterales; Asteraceae
Product: transcription factor SRM1
Exons: 4
Coding region: 516-1325 (269 amino acids)
Molecular function (GO): DNA binding
Source: RefSeq, a predicted model, not a curated record